AUGGCAGACACCGAUCAAGAUGCCCUCGUCAGCGAGCUCUGCUCCAUCACAGGCACGAGCCCCGAAAAGGCGACACAAUAUCUCGAGGCCAACGGCUGGCAAGUCUCCGCCGCUUCCAACUCGUACUUUCAGGACGAAGAUGAAGGCGCCGAGGCAGGCCCUUCCUCCGCCGCCGCCACCGCCGAUGCCAGCUACACAGGUCCUCGAACCCUCGACGGCCGCCCGGCACCCGCAUCCUCCUCCUCGCGCCCUGCACGAUCGACCGCCCAGCCCAAGCGCAAAGGCGUCGCUACCCUAGGAUCUCUCGGGAGCUCCAAGUCAGAUGCUGCCCAUCAUCACGACGAUGACGACGACGAUGACGACUACGAGGAUGACGAUGAAAGCCGCGGCAACCUGUUUGCCGGAGGCGAAAAGUCUGGCCUGGCGGUGCAAGAUCCCAAGCAGCAGGAUAAUGGUCCGAGGAAGAUCAUCAGCGACAUUUUGGCCAAGGCCAGAGAAAACGCUGGCCGCGCCGACUCCGAAGACGAAUCGAGUAAUACCGCUUCCCACCAGUUCCGAGGCACCGGCAUGACGCUCGGCGGCGAUGGCGUUGAGAGCCGAAGCAUUCCCGACCCCAGUGGCUCGUCGUCUCAGCCUCGCAGCGGCGAGCCCAUCGAGCGCGUGCUGCACAUCUGGCAAGACGGCUUCAGCAUCGACGACGGCGAGCUGCGACGCUUCGACGACCCCGCCAACCAGCUGGACCUGUCCAUGAUCCGCUCCGGCCGUGCGCCUCUGCACCUCAUGAACGUCCAGCACGACCAGGCCGUCGACGUCAAGCUCGAGCAGCACGACACCCCGUACAAGGCGCUCCCCAGAAAGUACAAGCCCUUUGGCGGCUCCGGCCAGCGCCUGGGAAGUCCUGUCCCGGGCGCCCCGGCUGCUGCUGCUGCUGCGCCUGCCCCGGCUGUGUCGAGGAGCUCUGCUGCUGCUAGUGGCGGCGCCGCCCCCAGCAGCCCGAUCCCCGACAUUGACGCGUCGCAGCCCACGGUCACGAUUCGUCUGCAGCUUCCCGACGGCACGAGAUUGCCUGCUCGGUUCAACACCACCAGCACGCUCGGCGAGCUCUACGACUUUGUCGGGAGAGCAUCGGCAGAGACGCAACUGCGUCCGUGGGUGUUGGUCACGACAUUCCCGAACAAGGAGCACACGGACAAGAGCCUGGUGCUGGGAGAAAUGCCCGAGUUUAAAAAGGGAGGCACCGCGGUCGUCAAGUGGAAAUAG
Messenger RNA from Akanthomyces muscarius, 1260 nucleotides. RefSeq lists its product as uncharacterized. Gene Ontology annotation, biological process: membrane fusion; proteasome-mediated ubiquitin-dependent protein catabolic process; Golgi organization. The transcript has 3 exons. Gene Ontology annotation, cellular component: cytosol; nucleus. Bases 1 to 1260 code for a protein of 419 amino acids. NCBI's taxonomy places the organism in Eukaryota, Fungi, Ascomycota, Sordariomycetes, Hypocreales, Cordycipitaceae. The record is from RefSeq and is a predicted model, not a curated record. Gene Ontology annotation, molecular function: ubiquitin binding.